CUCUUCACUUCACAUCUCAUUUCACAAACACGAAGAAAAAAAAACCUGCGAGCAAAAAAACAACAACGCAGUUUCAAAUUUUCAAAAAUAAGAAACGUUUCUUUUGUUGCCGGAGAAACGAUGUCCGCUCGUCACGAGAAAGAGAAGGGCGUUAACGUUCAAGUUCUUCUUCGCUGCAGGCCAUUUAGCGACGACGAGUUGAGGAAUAAUGCGCCUCAAGUAGUGACGUGCAAUGAUUAUCAAAGAGAGGUCGCCGUUUCGCAAAGUAUUGCUGGGAAGCAUAGGGUUUUCAACUUCGAUAAGGUUUUUGGUCCUUCAGCACAGCAGAAAGAUCUUUAUGAACAAGCAGUUGUGCCAAUUGUAAAUGAGGUCCUUGAGGGUUUCAACUGUACAAUUUUUGCAUAUGGUCAAACUGGUACAGGUAAAACCUAUACAAUGGAAGGGGAAUGCAAAAGGUCCAAGAGUGGGCCUAAUGGAGAAUUGCCUUCAGAAGCAGGGGUUAUACCCAGAGCGGUUAAGCAAAUUUUUGACACACUUGAAGGCCAGAAUGCAGAGUAUAGUGUUAAAGUUACUUUCUUGGAAUUGUACAAUGAGGAGAUUACGGACUUGCUUGCCCCAGAUGAAAUUUCUAAGGUUAAUAUGGAGGAAAAGCAAAAGAAACAAUUGCCUUUGAUGGAGGAUGGGAAAGGUGGUGUUCUUGUACGAGGUUUAGAAGAGGAAAUAGUAACAAGUGCUAAUGAGAUAUUUACACUCCUUGAACGAGGGUCUGCGAAACGCCGCACUGCAGAAACUUUGUUAAACAAGCAAUCUAGUCGGUCGCAUUCUCUUUUUACCAUUACUAUACAUAUCAAGGAAGCAACUCCUGAAGGCGAAGAGCUAAUUAAAUGUGGGAAGCUGAAUUUGGUUGAUCUGGCCGGUUCAGAAAAUAUCUCACGUUCGGGUGCCAGAGAGGGCCGUGCAAGAGAAGCUGGUGAAAUCAAUAAAAGUUUACUAACUCUUGGUCGUGUUAUUAAUGCUCUUGUAGAGCACCUUGGACAUAUCCCUUACAGGGAUAGCAAGCUGACAAGGUUGCUUCGUGAUUCACUUGGUGGAAGAACAAAAACAUGCAUUAUAGCAACAGUUUCACCUGCUGUUCACUGUAUUGAGGAGACAUUAAGCACACUGGAUUAUGCAUACAGAGCCAAGAAUAUAAAAAAUAAGCCUGAGGUGAACCAAAAAAUGAUGAAAUCGACUCUUAUUAAAGACCUUUAUGGAGAGAUUGAUAGACUUAAAUCAGAGGUCUAUGCUGCACGUGAAAAAAAUGGUGUUUACAUCCCAAAGGAGCGUUACUAUCAAGAGGAGAGUGAAAGGAAGGCAAUGGCUGAUCAGAUUGAACAAAUGGGAGUUACAAUGGAUACCCACCAGAAGCAAAUUGAAGAGUUGCAAGGAAAAUAUGACGCCCAAGUUAAACAAUGUUUCGAGUUGAGUGUAAAGCUAGAUGACACAGAGAAAAAUUUAAACCAAACUUGCAAAUUGCUUACCAAUACUGAAGAAGAUUUGAGGAAAUGUCGUUAUACAUUGAAGGAGAGGGAUUUUAUCAUAUCCGAACAAAGAAAAGCAGAAAAUGCUCUCACUCAUCAAGCAUGUGUUUUGCGAUAUGAUUUGGAAAAAGCUCUUCAAGAUAAUGAUUCUUUGUUCCAAAAGAUUGGUAGGGAAGAUAAGCUGAAUUCUGAUAAUAGAGCAGUGGCUAGCAACUUCCAAGUGGAACUCUCUCAGCAAAUUGGUUUUCUUCAGAACCUGGUGGCUUCCUCUAUUUUAAAGCAAGAUGAACAUAUCCAGCGUGUUGACAAAUAUUGUAAUUCUUUUCUAGACAUCCAUGAUAAGGCGGUCAAAGUUAUGAAGAAAAAAUUGAUGGCUUCAAGGACUUUGUAUAUUUCUCACAUUGAGGCAGUGCAAAAUGUUGUGAGGUUGCACAAGGCUAGCUCUAUUGCAGGCUUAGAUGAAAUUUCAUCUUCAGUGUCUUCUAAUGCUCAGUCUAUUGAAGAUUAUCUCGAAUCAGAGGCUGGUCAGGCUGCUUCAGUAUUUGAUGAGCUUAAGAAUAGUUUGUCAACCCACCAGGGGGAAAUGGCUCUUUUUGCUCGGGAAAUGCGUCAGAAAUUUCAUAUUAACGGCGAGCGAACAAAGGAGAUCUCUGAGUACAUGAAUGGAUUUCUCCAGAAGCUUUUGGACCAAUCAGAAGCUCUUCAGAACCAUGUUGCACAUGCCAAUGACAAUCAACUAAAGAGUAUUGUUGAUUUUCAGAAGGCCUAUGAGGAGCAAUCCAAAUCUGAUGCUGAGAAGCUUGUUGCUGAUAUUAGCAAUUUGGUCUCCAACCACAUUCAGCGUCAAAAGGAGCUGGUGGAUGCACGGCUUAUUGAUAUCAGAGAAAGUUCCACAGCAAAUAAGGGAACUUUGGAUGGACAUGUGUCUUCUUUGGAGGGUGUAACAACAGAUGCAAAGCGAAAAUGGCAUGAAUUUUCUAUGCAUGCCGAGAAUGAUGCUAAGGAGGCUGCAGAUUACUCUUCUGUCAAGCAUUGUCGUAUGGAGUUAUUAUUACAGCAAAGUUUAAGUACUACUGAGACUGCUUUGAACCACUGGAGAAUGACCCAUGAAUCAGUGAAUGAAAUGGGCCGUACACAUGUUUCAUCUUUGACAUCACUUACCAGGAAUGCAUGUGAGAGCAUUGAGCAACACGAUGCUGAGGUUGAUUCUGCAAGGAUCGGAACAGAGCAAGAUGUGGCUAGGAAUAGUGAAGAUUUGAAUCAGCAUAUUGACAAUAUGUCGGAGCAAGAGCGGGAGUCUGUAUUUGGAAUCUUGGAAGUUAUCAAAGCUCAUGCAAACACACUAACGAGUUUUAGGGAAGAUCAUUCUGGUCAAGCUGCAGUCAUUGAGGACAAAUCACAGGAAGCCUUCGGGCAGCAGUUUAUGGACUAUGAACCAACAGGUGCAACACCUGUUAGAUGCGAGCCAGAAGUUCCCAGUAAGGGAACAAUCGAGUCUCUACGAGCAAUGCCAGUGGAAACUCUACUCGACGAAUUCCGAGAAAAUAAUUCUUACGAAUCAUUCGAUGUGAAAGAGGUGAAACCAUCUUUAAUACCACGGUCACCCCUUGUACAACUCAACUAGUAAACUGUCUUCUGGCUGUUCAUCUGCUUGAUCAGUGAUAAAAAUCCAUGCCUGUACGAAAUACGAAUAGUGUAUAUUGUCGUUAAUACAAUCCGGAUAAAAAAGGUAAUAUUUAGGUUGAUGAUGCAGUGAGAAGUGGGUGCAUUAGCAGUGUUUCUGAGGUGUAGGGUGAUUUCAAUUCCAUCUUGGGAUUAUUCAGUAAGAUUGAAGGUUACUUGUAGUUGUAGAAGUUGAUGUAAAGUGAGGCGAGAGCUCCAUAUUUGGUGAUUUAAGUUUAUUUUUGGGAAUUACUGAAUUUGUUAUAUCCAAAUUCUGCAUAAAUGUAUUGCAUUACUGUA
Messenger RNA from Mercurialis annua (annual mercury), 3482 nucleotides. RefSeq names its product kinesin-like protein KIN-5C. NCBI's taxonomy places the organism in Eukaryota, Viridiplantae, Streptophyta, Magnoliopsida, Malpighiales, Euphorbiaceae. Gene Ontology annotation, molecular function: microtubule binding; ATP binding; plus-end-directed microtubule motor activity. The record is from RefSeq and is a predicted model, not a curated record. The coding region runs from base 121 to 3144 and encodes 1007 amino acids. Gene Ontology annotation, biological process: microtubule-based movement. The transcript has 23 exons.